Nanorana parkeri is the source of this 1972-nucleotide messenger RNA. Its product is annotated as UPF0061 protein azo1574-like. Bases 1 to 1887 code for a protein of 628 amino acids. The record is from RefSeq and is a predicted model, not a curated record. NCBI's taxonomy places the organism in Eukaryota, Metazoa, Chordata, Amphibia, Anura, Dicroglossidae. The transcript has 22 exons.
AUGGACGUCCCUAUGGUCGGGAUGUUGCUGAAGUUUGAGAAGUUCGGUGUCCAGCCUGCAGCCAAGUCUCUGCACCGGGGGCCCUUUGUUCCUAAGCACAAUUUCUGUCAGGUGGAUGAGUGCGUCUCUCUCCGGGGACGGCUGCAGCUUGCUGAUCUCUCGGAUCGCUUCGGUACAGUAGCGCUGGGCGAGACCUUCCUGUGUCUUGCUGUGACCUGCCUGGUAAUUAUCACCCACACCUUGAAACUAAACACAAGAAGGGAGGAAGUGCAGAGUCCUGAGGCCGCCGAGGAUUCCAUUUCCAGCUGCCAGGCGGAAACCGGAACUGAGGAAGGCGAGGCGGCCAUCUUUGAUGAGGGUGAAUUGCCAGUUGACCCUCUCAAGGGAAAUUAUGUAAGAAAAGUGAAAGAUUGUAUCUUCUCUCAUGUAUUCCCCUCUCCAUUUGUGUCUGAGAUACGACUCGUCGCUUUCUCGGAGAACGUUCUGGAGGAUCUGCUGGAUCUUGACCCAUCUGUUGUCGGCUCCGUGGAUUUUCUACAGUUUGUUAGCGGUAGUAAAACAAUUCCCGGCUUUGUUCCAUUAGCACACAGAUAUGGAGGGCACCAGUUUGGUGUUUGGGCUGGUCAGUUGGGAGAUGGAAGAGCACACUUAAUAGCCACUUAUAUUAACAGGUUUGGAGAGAGAUGGGAACUUCAGUUGAAAGGAUCGGGGAAAACGCCAUAUUCUAGGAAUGGUGAUGGGAGAGCUGUACUCCGCUCCUCUGUAAGAGAGUUCCUGUGCAGUGAGGCUAUGCAUUAUCUGGGGAUUGCCACCAGCAGGGCUGUCAGUCUUGUUGUAAGCAAUGAUGCAGUCUGGAGGGACGAGUUCUACAAUGGAAAUGUGAAGAAAGAACGGGGAGCAAUGGUAUUAAGGGUUGCAAAAUCAUGGUUUCGGAUUGGUUCACUUGAAAUAUUGGCUAAUUCUGGGGAAUUUAACCUGCUGAGGCAGUUAGUUGAUUUCAUCAUUAAGGAACACUUUCCAUCCAUCAACACAACUGAUCCUGAUAGACUAUUGGCAUUUUUCUCUAGCGUGGUGUCUCAGACUGCAGGUAUGAUUGCAAGAUGGAUGUCUGUAGGCUUUGCACAUGGUGUGUGCAAUACCGAUAACUUCAGCUUGCUUUCAAUCACCAUUGAUUAUGGUCCAUUUGGCUUCAUGGAAAAAUAUGAUGCUGAUUAUAUUCCAAACACAUCUGACGAUGAAGGAAGGUAUAGGAUCGGAAACCAGGCCAACGUUGGAAUGUAUAAUCUGAACAAGCUGCUUCAAGCUUUGAACCCUCUUAUGGACAGCAGACAAAGGCAACUAGCCUCAACUGUACUUGCAGGCUUUCCUGAUCUGUAUUACCACAGAUUUACAGAACUCUUCAGGGCCAAGCUGGGCUUCUUAGGUGCGAGUGAAGAGGACCUGACCUUGAUUGCAUCCUUCCUUAAUCUGAUGGAAGACACUGGGAGCGAUUUCACAAUGUCAUUUCGUCAGCUUAGUGAGAUUACAAUGGACCAGCUAACAAGUCUCAGCAUCCCUGAGGAAUAUUGGGCACUUCAGGAACUCAGCAGACAUAAGGAUUUCCCAGCUUGGAUCUCUGCAUACCUGCAAAGACUGCAAAGGAACCCAGAAGACUCCAAUCCUGAAAGAAGAAGACGGAUGAGGAACACUAACCCUAGAUACAUCCUGCGGAACUGGAUGGCCGAAUCAGCAGUUCUCAAGGCAGAGAGGAAUGACUUUUCACAGGUUCGUCUGCUGCAGAGAGUUUUACGUCAGCCCUUUCACAGGCAGGAGAUGGCAGAACGUGCUGGGUACACCCAGAAACCUCCAGAAUGGGCUAAAAACCUAAAAGUCAGCUGCUCGUCAUGACGCGCACACAGAGUCAAACGCACAGUUUUUAUUAACCGAGACUGAUUAAAAUGUCAUACGCACUCUCCUUCUCAUGGUUUAUUUG